Molecule: messenger RNA, 3500 nt
Organism: Cercospora beticola
Lineage: Eukaryota; Fungi; Ascomycota; Dothideomycetes; Mycosphaerellales; Mycosphaerellaceae
Biological process (GO): regulation of DNA-templated transcription; DNA-templated transcription
Molecular function (GO): DNA-binding transcription factor activity, RNA polymerase II-specific; DNA binding; zinc ion binding
Source: RefSeq, a predicted model, not a curated record
AUGGCAGAGCAAUCGCCCUUCUCAGAAGCCUCUCCUGACGAUGCAGAGGGCGUCGCGAACGAUGAUCAGUCAUCAUCGAAUCGUACAGCUUCCUUUGCCCGUGCCGGAUCUUCGCCCGCCGUAGGACAAUCGUCGGACACCCCGGGGUCGACAUCGAAUACACAUGCGCCGCCGGGGGCGCACGAGCAGGGCGGAACUCCGGCACCGAGCACGAAGCCCACCGUCGACGCGCAUGGCAGAGCGUUGAACCCCAGGUCGUGCGUGACCUGCCGGAAGCGUAAGGUCAAGUGCAAUAAGGUCUGGCCAUGCAAUCAUUGCAGCCGAGCGCAUAUCGAAUGCGUGUUCCCGGCGCCUGGAAGGGCUCCUCGGAAACCACGAAAGCUAGGUGAAGGGAGGGACAAAGAGCUGCUGGAGCGAUUGCGCCAGCUGGAGAAUGUGGUAAAGGGACUAGGCGCGGAAGUGCCAGGAGAUGAAGCCAAAAGCAAAGAUGAAGAGAAGCAGAAAGAGCACCCAGCUGGCCGCGAAGUACUUGAACAUAGCUUGAAUGGAGGUACGACUGCGCUGGCCUUGAAAGACUCGGAAGAGGAGUUCCGCAACAAGACCAGAUGGGUGGAGGACCAGCAGAAGGGCCGCUUCGAGACGAGAUUCGGGCGCUUGGUCGUGAACGAGGGCAAGUCGAGAUAUAUCAACAACUCCUUUUGGGCAAAUCUGAGCAAUGAAGUUGAAGAUCUGAAAGGUAUCUUGAAUCAGUCCAGCGAUGAUGAUGAGGACAAUUUGGCAGUCUCGCCCGGAUCAGGUUCGAUUCAACUGCCGCCAAGCAAUUCUCAAGCAUUCGUGUUUGGCUUCACUUCGCAGAAUGUGGAUAUGCUCUCAUUACAUCCCCUUCCAGGCCAGAUCAAAGACUACUGGGACAUUUUCAAAGACCGCGUCGAUCCGUUGUGCAAGAUUUGUCACGUUCCGACUCUCGAAGGGACAAUACUCAGCUCCGCCGCACACCUUUCCAAUCUGUCGCGAGGUUUUGAGUGCUUACUCUUCGCUAUCUACUAUGGCGCAACCACGAGCCUGGUAGCGGAGGAUUGUGUGAAGAUGCUGGGAGAGGAGAAGGCGGUUUUGCUCGCCCGGUAUCGUUUCGGUCUCCAGCACGCUCUCGCAAGGGCGAACUUUCUGACGACCGAGGAGAUCGUCGUGCUCCAAGCCUUCGUCAUUUUCCUUAUAUGUUUGCGACGGAACAGCGAUGCGCGCGUCAUCUGGACUCUUACCGGCCUCGUGGUCAGGAUAGCUCAGACGAUCGGGAUUCAUCGUGAUGGAUCACAUUUCGGACUUUCACCUUUCGAAAUCGAGAUGCGCCGGCGCUUGUGGUGGCAAGUAUGCAUUCUUGACACAAGGGCCAGCGAGGAUCAUGGCUGUGACCCGACUAUUGUCGAACAGUCAUUUGAUACGAAGAUGCCUCUGAACAUCAACGACGAGGACAUGACACCAGAGAUGGAGGAUUUCCCACCUGAAAGAAAGGGCUGCACAAUCAUGUCAUUCUGUCUGCUGCGAUUUGAGGUCGCAAACACCUUCCGCCGACUGAACUACGUCCCUCCUGGCCCACCCAAGGCGUGUAACGAGUUCUAUCAAUCUGUUACGCUGCAAGACAAGGAGCGUUGGAUCACAGAAUGCCAUCAGCGGCUCGAAGAGCGAUAUCUCAAGCAUUGCGAUAUGAGUGUGCCACUAUUUUGGGUAACAGCGACAGUGGCCAGGCUGAUGAUGAGCAAGAUGUGGCUCAUAGUCUAUCAUCCAUUUCAGAGACAAAGCGGAGGCGCUUCACUCCCACCAGAGAUCAAGGAGAAACUUUUCAUCACCAGUCUGGAGAACAUCGAAUACAGCUAUCUGCUCGAAGUUGAGGAAAGAACGAAAAAGUGGGGCUGGCUGUUCAGAACCUACAUUCAAUGGCAUGCACUAGCAUUCGCGCUUUCAGAAUUAUGCCACAGGACCACCGGAGAUAUGGUUGAGCGAGCGUGGAAAGCAAUCGACGAAACCAUAACUGGCCGCUGGGGUCUAGAGGAGACCAAUACCAACCACCUAUGGCGACCACUGAAGAAGCUAUAUAAGAAAGCCAAAGAAGCCCGCGCCAAAGGCCUCCGAGAGGAGCUUCUCCUCAAGCAUCGGGACGGCGCGCCAGCGAGACACUACAGCCCGAAUGCGAACCCCAUGUUCGGUCACCCAAAUCGCUCCACAGUGACCAGAGCGCCCCUCAGUGCAGCACAAUUGCAACGCUUUCAUCAAGGCCCAUCAUUCGGACAGACACCACUUGACAAGCAUGAAUUGUUACGCUCGCCGAAGCUUGGCGAAGUCGGCCCAGACGAAGUACAGAACCCGGCGUAUAUCACUACAGACAUGCUCGAUCAAACAUGGCAACCAGAUCUCGACACCGAUAUCAUCGGAAAUUUGCCAGCAUCAACGGCAGCACCGUUAGCAGCACCUGUACCGCAGCAGGAACUCGCUCGGCAAGCAGCUCUUGCUGAAGCAUAUUUCACCCCAGUCUCUGGCGCCACGUUCGGCGAGCUCGCGCAGGGCUUCCGGUCUACUUCGCCCGCCACGACUACGAUGAAUUUGCAACAGCAGCAACAGGACUUAUUGCUGAACGAUGCGUCUCAGCGCAUGAACUCGCUCGAUUCGAUGGGUAAUGAUUUCUCGCUCAUGGAUACUUCUGGUAAUCUAGAUUGGGAGAACUGGGAUCAGCUUGUACGACAGGUGGGAAUGGAUGUUGAUUCUGGCGUUAGUGGUAUCGGUGGCGCUGGCAUGGACUGGAACGGCAUGAAUUUUGAUGCUACGAAUGGGACGAAUAAUGUGAAUAUGAAUCCUGGAUUUGGGAUGUCUGGUGGAGAGUGGUUUUGAGCAUUGGCUUCGAUGCAAGAUAUCAACCAAAAAUUCAGCCGCGGACAUGAGUUCAUCUUUUUGGUUUCCAAGCAUUGAGUAUAGCCAUUUUCUGGUCACGGAAGGGUAUCUCAUCUGCCAAUUCGGGCGGCCAUUUCUCGAGGCCCUCCUCCCGCAGCGGCUUCACAUCGUGGAGAUCAAGCUUUGUGUAAUCAGCUCCCGAUACCAGAAGGAACUCAAAUAUCUCCACGCUUGCACACUGCCACGCAUCGAGUAAGGGCGCCCGAUCUCCGUAAUUCAGGUCCGCUCCAGCUUCGACUAGACAGCGAACCACUUCCAGUGAGGCCCACGAUCUGCGACAGCAGAUACUUAAUGCUGUACACGCUCGACGGCCGUCCUGGUACAGGCGAUUCAGAUCGACGGUCCAUGCGAUGAGAAUUUCCAGCGCUGAUAGCCCGAAUUCUAAUGAUGCAAAGCAUGCGCACAAUAAUGGUGUGUCCUUGUUGCAACCUGACAAGCCUUCAACCUUCGCACCCGAAAUCAGCAGUAGACGCAUAGCGUCUACUUGUCCGGCUUCAGUUGCCCAGCAGAGCGGCGUCCCACCGUAGUUCUUCAUGCCAGUGGUCCCAGCAUCUAUCACU